CUUUCUUCAACCUCUGAGCUGUCAUUUUAUCACUCACAGUAGUUUCGGAAUUACAUAAGGGCAAAAUAUCAAACUUGUAAGAAUGGCCGGAGACUCUGUUGAUGGAUCUGAGCUGAAAGGCUUGGCCAAAUACUUCAACAGUCAAACAUACACGGGCAGAGCAAAUGUGGCGAAGGCAACCUAUGCAUUCUUUGGAGUUGUGAUUCUGUACAACAUCCUCAAACCGAAAUCAAAGUAAUGGCGAUUUUCCAUGUUAAUUUAUGAUUUUUGUUUUAGUCUCUUAUUUUGUUAAGAGUAAUGUAUAUUAGGAAGCCAUAAAAUCAUGUAAAUCCUA
This is a messenger RNA of Pectinophora gossypiella (pink bollworm), 334 nucleotides long. RefSeq lists its product as uncharacterized. The record is from RefSeq and is a predicted model, not a curated record. The transcript is spliced from 3 exons. Lineage: Eukaryota; Metazoa; Arthropoda; Insecta; Lepidoptera; Gelechiidae. Bases 83 to 238 code for a protein of 51 amino acids.